CUAUCCACUUUUGUUUUCUUCCCGUACUUUGUAUAUGGGCAUGUCAGGCCAUAUAUGCGCAGUUCAGGCCAACAACUUUCCGCUCCCGUUAUAUGCGUAGUUUAGCAGUCGCAGAACAUUUUUUUAGUUUAGUCGUACAAAAGCGCAUGUUAGCACUCCGCCUUCGUAACUCGCAAAGAAACUUUCCAUUCUCGUCUUCUUCCCGUGUCUUCCUGUUUUGGGGAUUGGUUGGCUAUUUCAAUUCCACCAAAUUUUCCCCUCAAACAUCUCUCUCAUCUCUUUCUUCCUCUCCCACAGAGAAAACAAAAAAAAUUCCUCGAAAGCCUAAACCAUGAGUCGAAUGAUGGGAUUGCUCGAUCUCGAGAAACACUUCGCCUUCUACGGAGCUUAUCACAGCAAUCCAAUCAACAUUGUGAUCCACAUCAUCUUCGUAUGGCCGAUCGUCUUCACAGCGCUGCUUCUCCUCCACCCCGCGACCCCAAUUUGCGGCCCUUCUCAAUUAGGGCUUCCUCAAUCGCUCGACGGCGUUCUGCGAUUAAACGUCGGCUUUAUCGCCACAGUGGUUUAUGCUCUGUUCUAUAUCUGUUUGGAUAAGAAAUCUGGAUUUGUAGCUGCUCUCAUGUGUUUCGCUUGCUGGGUUGGUUCCAGCUUUCUCGCUACUAGCUUAGGACCAUCCCUAGCCUUAAAGUUUGUUAAGUAUUCCUUUGAAAGAGAAAAACAGUACAUACUCGCGGAAUCCCUCUUUGAUGUAGAUACUGUAACAACUUCGCUGUCUUUUCAACAGGUUGGGUUAGCAUCUCAGCUGUUAUGUUGGACUGGGCAGUUCCUUGGCCAUGGCUUGUUCGAGAAACGAGCACCUGCGCUAUUAGACAACCUAGUCCAAGCUUUUCUCAUGGCUCCUUUCUUUGUGUUGCUUGAGGUUCUUCAAUCGGUUUUCGGGUAUGAACCAUAUCCCGGUUUUCAAGCGCGUGUGAAUGCCAAAGUAGAAAGUGACAUAAAGGAAUGGAGAGAAAAGAAGCAGAUCAAGAAGAAUAAGAUCACAUAAACUUUGGAUUAUGUAACUCAAGAACUUAAAUUCCCGACUACUAUGUUUUCUAUGUUAAAACCGAGAUUUAUAAUAAGACCACCAUAUGGAUUGAUGGAUUUUGUGUAUAAAGCUAUGUUUUAAUAUAUUGAAAGUUGCAAACGAAAGUUGAACAUUUAUUUUUGAAAGAGCGGUUCAAAAACCACCAUGGUCA
Messenger RNA from Thlaspi arvense, 1238 nucleotides. Lineage: Eukaryota; Viridiplantae; Streptophyta; Magnoliopsida; Brassicales; Brassicaceae. The record is from the annotation of a GenBank genome assembly.